CCUCUACCCCCCAACAUCGACACAAGCAGAUCGAAUAACGAACUAAAAUUUAAUUAUAUCCGUCAAGCGUGAUAGGCAGAAUCUUUACCACCGAGCCUCACUCUAGUCCUUUAUUCACCCUGGAAGCCAUACGAGCCCUCUUCUCCCAUCACUACCAACUGACCGCCCCAGACUUACCCCUUCCGAGCUUCGACAUCCUAGAGUCAUCACAACUUCGAAAAGAGAAGACAACUUACGUGCUGGUGCAUUCUACCGAGUCCAGGAGCCUGCCUCCACAGCCAAACAACUUUGACUUGCUGCAUGCGUUGUCAAUCACCCUUCAGCGCCUCCCUGUUCAGGGCAUCAUGAACGGCGUCGAUUACAAGCGCUUCGUGCGCUAUUUCUACGACCCUCCGCCUCAAUACGAUGAUAUGUCUGGCGCUUCAAUAUGGUUACUGGGGAAAGAAUAUAAAGCCGCUCCACCGAAGCCGGUAAGCACGACUGACCAUGAUGACGUCGUCGAAAUCGAGUCCUCGAUCGAGUCCCAUGAUCCCUCCAAUGCAAGCAUCUCAACCGCUGCAGAGUCGCAGCAGGUAACACAAGCUCAAAGCACGAGCAGCUUUGAUGAUGCCCAACAUGUGACAGGGGAGAAUAUCCCUUCUCUGUCUAAUGACCCGGCUGACCAUGGAUGGCCUCUCGCAUUUCUGGAUGACUUCGAGUCCAAGAUCUGGAUGACAUAUCGUUCAAGUUUUACGCCUAUACCUCGCUCCCAAGAUCCUUCCACCAGUUCAAGUCUUUCAUUUUCUGUUCGACUCCGCAAUCUGACUGAGCGCGAGGGAUUCACCAGUGACACCGGCUGGGGCUGUAUGAUCCGAUCUGGUCAAUCACUCCUUGCUAACGCCCUGAUGCUCCUUCAACUCGGUCGUGAUUGGCGCCGACCGCAUGUUCAUCCAACGCCUAGCUCCACAACUUCUCCCUCUCCCUCUCCCUCCACAGAAUCUGAAGCCCAUAUUCUUUCACUUUUUGCCGACUCUCCUGACGCUCCUUUUUCUAUCCACCGUUUUGUACAACACGGAGCAUCAGCAUGCGGGACUCACCCAGGUCAGUGGUUUGGUCCAUCCGCUACAGCAUCCUGUAUCAAGGAGCUAUCUAGCGAGUGUGCUGCCGCAGGGCUGCAUGUCUAUGUCACUCCAUCCGCCUCUGAAGUUUACGAGGACCGUUUCCGCAGCAUUGCCGCAACUAGUGAUACCGAUAAGACUAUUCAGCCAACACUGGUGCUUUUAGGUAUCCGGCUCGGUCUUGAUCGUAUCACCCCGGUCUACCACGAAGCGCUCAAGAGCAUUCUCACCUUCCCUCAAUCAAUAGGAAUUGCUGGUGGACGGCCAUCAUCAUCGCAUUACUUUAUUGGGUGUCAAGGCGACAUGUUCUUCUACCUCGAUCCACACGAAACCCGCCCCGCACUACCCUACAAAUCCAAUCCUGCUGAAUAUACCGAAGAAGAGAUCGCAACGUGUCACACGCGUCGACUGCGUGGUUUGCGAAUCAGCGAGAUGGAUCCCAGCAUGCUUAUCGGGUUCCUGAUCAAGGACGAAGCAGAUUGGAACGACUUCAAACGAAGGCUGAGCGAGGUCAAGGGCAAGAGCAUUAUAAACCUAUACGAGAAGGAGCCGCCCGUACCUGGGCAGACGCGAGAGAGAAAGGAAGCAGUUGACGAGGUAGAAACAUUCGAUGACGAAGAUGACGACGAGACGGUCACUGUGUUGGGCAAUGAUGCCAGAGAAGCCGAGGACGACCAGCCAGAACUGGUCCAUGCCACGACUCCAACAGCCGUGACUGCAGCGGAUUCCAAUCAACAUACGAAUACUCAGCCUACACCAAGCAUCGCUCCCAGCACAGAGACGAAGCAGGAAUGACACUGAUGGACAUGAUAUAUUAAACGCUCUUGAAGUUUGGGAAGAUGUUAUUCUUUUCCCAUUGGGUUGGCGUAAGGAGAAAUUAGCGGCUGGCACACUUGCUUAAAUCAGGGACUCGAAAUCAUCAUACUAUAGUUUGUGGUCCGACCACACAGUGCAGACACACACACGGCCGAAAUCAGACCUGCCCUGCCUGUAGGUAGUAGUGAGUUUGAAUUUGAUGUUAUGCAAAC
Exophiala mesophila is the source of this 2125-nucleotide messenger RNA. RefSeq lists its product as uncharacterized. Gene Ontology annotation, molecular function: protein-phosphatidylethanolamide deconjugating activity. Lineage: Eukaryota; Fungi; Ascomycota; Eurotiomycetes; Chaetothyriales; Herpotrichiellaceae. The transcript has a single exon. Bases 345 to 1892 code for a protein of 515 amino acids. The record is from RefSeq and is a predicted model, not a curated record.